Messenger RNA from Epinephelus fuscoguttatus (brown-marbled grouper), 4707 nucleotides. RefSeq names its product phosphatidylinositol glycan anchor biosynthesis, class U (gene pigu). Gene Ontology annotation, cellular component: membrane; GPI-anchor transamidase complex. NCBI's taxonomy places the organism in Eukaryota, Metazoa, Chordata, Actinopteri, Perciformes, Serranidae. The coding region runs from base 15 to 1322 and encodes 435 amino acids. Gene Ontology annotation, biological process: protein localization to cell surface; attachment of GPI anchor to protein. The transcript has 12 exons. The record is from RefSeq and is a predicted model, not a curated record.
GCUUCCUUGUGAAGAUGGCGGCUCCCCUGACUCUACUUUUGAUUGUAGCCGUUACGGUCCGCGCAGCUCUGUACAGAUCCAGUUUAGCGGACCUGAUCUCGGAGAGGGUGGAGGUGGUGUCUCCGUUAACCGCCUGGAAGAGAGUUGUUGAAGGAUUGGCUCUUCUUGACUUGGGAGUCUCACCGUACUCUGGAGAUGUUUUCCAUGAGACUCCUCUCAUCAUUUACCUCUUUCACUUUGUGGUGGACUAUGCAGAGAUAACAUUUAUGUUGGCAGAUGUGAUCACUGCUGUGGCUCUCUACAUGAUAGUGAAGGACUACAACAAACAAGUGUUCAGAAAGCAGAAAUUUGCUCUGGAGGCAGACCGCUAUCCCCUCGACUGUCUGGAGCUCAUCAGAAGCCCAAAAGAGAUGUACUACAUCCCUCUGAAAGUUGCCAUGUUUUACCUGUUGAACCCUUUCACCAUCCUGUCCUGCGUCGCCAAGUCAACCUGUGGCCUGAACAACGCCGUCAUCGCCCUCUUCAUCCUCGCUACAAUAAAAGACAAUGUUUUGCUGAGUGCCAUAUUUCUGUCCUUGGCCACAUAUCAGUCCAUCUAUCCUCUCACUCUGUGCGCCCCAGCGCUGCUCUAUUUGAUGCAGCAUCGGUAUAUCCCACUGAACUUCCGGCGGUUCAGCUUCUGGUGGUUCAUCGCUCAGUACGCCUUCAUGUACCUGGGCAGCCUGUUCGUCAUCAUCUGCCUCUCCUUUUUCCUGCUCGGCUCGUGGGACUACCUGCCGUCUGUCUAUGGCUUCAUUCUCUCAGUACCAGACCUGACCCCAAACAUCGGCCUCUUCUGGUAUUUCUUCGCCGAGAUGUUUGAACACUUCCGCCUCUUCUUCCUCUGCGUCUUCCAGAUCAACGUCUUCUUCUACACCAUCCCGCUGUCCAUCAAACUCAAGGAGCAUCCGGUGUUUCUUAUCUUCAUGCAGUUAGCUGUGAUCUCCAUCUUUAAGUCUUACCCCACUGUGGGAGACAUUGCUCUCUACAUGGCCUUCCUUCCUGUCUGGAGUCACCUGCACAGAUUCUUAAGGAACAUCUUCCUGGUGUCCUGCGUCCUGCUCGCUUGCUCCGCUCUGUUCCCAGUUCUCUGGCACCUGUGGAUCUACGCUGGCAGCGCCAACUCCAACUUCUACUACGCCAUAACACUGCUGUUCAACGUAGCACAGAUUCUGCUGGUGUCAGAUUAUUUCUAUGCCUUCUUGAGAAGGGAACACCAUCUCAGCUACGGACUGUAUCUGAAGAGGAAAGACGGCUCAGAGGCAACACUAGUUCUUAAAUAAAACACACACACUCAUACACACAUCGCUACACAUACACAUACGCUACCAGGCUGGCGGCCUUGACCAGGAACGGAGAAACUGCUGGAGGUCUCAUGUAUCCACAAAGGGAACAAACACAAACUGAGGAGGACAAAAGACCGUCAGAGCCACAGUUAUCCUCCGAACACAUGCAGGGAGUGUGUGUGUGUGUGUGUGUGUGUGUGUGUGUCUGGUACAACGUCAUAUGCAAAGUCACAACACUCAACAUGACAGACACAUGCAGAGAUGGGAUAUAGAAAUCUUGUUCUUGCCAUGCGAGACAAACAAACAACAAUUUGACAUCCUUUUUCCACUUUCUCCUCUGGAGCGCUCUUAUUUUGAAGUCUCACCCUUACCUGGAACCUGCGCCUGCAAGGGUGGCUUUUAUUUUGAAGCCUACUUCCUAGAAGAAUUUUAUUUUGACGCACUGUUUAUCCUGCUGCUCUGCCCUGCGAAGCACCAGCUCUCACACAGAUUUUUUUUCUUGAAGGAAGUCACUCUGCUCUGCUGGGGCUCUUAUUUUGAAGCGCCAGCUCUUACGCAGGUUUUUUUGUUUUUCUUGAAGGAAGUCACUCUGCUCUGCUGGGGCUUUUAUUUUGAAGCCUCUUUAAAUAUCAAAGGGUGGAAACCCUCUGAUUUGAUAAUUCCUGAUAUCCACAUUUUAUUUGCGUUGUUUUAUGUUUACCUGAUUACAUUUGAGGUAAAACUGGUUUGCUUUUUUGGGGGGGAAACUAUUUUCAAAAGUUUGUCUGGAAGCCUACAAAUCUGUCUGUCUAUCCCUCUUGUCUUUCUUUUUCUCACUCUGUCUUACUUUCACUCCUUUUUAUUACACAGUCGGCUCUUUAUUGAACAAACUCCUGAUUAUCAGUGUUGCAUCUCGUCUAAAGUGAAAACCAAUGCUUACCUCAUCAUGGUACAUAAAACUUAACUUCAGCCUCCUGAAAACAGAGAUAUUUAUUUAAAAAUCACUCCCCAACAGAAAGCUAGUCUGAUAGAAACAUCUGUGAAUGUGUUUAAACAACUGAAGUGCUGAAGGAGGCUCAACAGUGUUUUGUGUUUGUGAAAAUUACAAUUUCAUCAUUUUAAUCCCCAUGAAAGAUUUCACAAAGGACACAUUUCCUGUCACAAAGCAAAAGUGUGGGCUCAUAAUGUGGCACCUAACUAAUCACUAAAGGCAUAAAGGUUCUGUAUGUAACUUCCUACAUCUAUUAAUCAUUUUAAAUAGCCAGUGCAUGAACAGGUUGUAAAGUACCUUAAAAACGGAGACAUUUCCCAACUUCCUCUGUUGCCUGUAACAACCUGUGAACAGCAAUGUUCAGUGUGAGAGAAUCCAAAGAAUGUGAUGCACAUGCUGAACCUUAACCAAGAAAUCCCUGUUCAGCAAAGAACCCUCAAGAUCAGUGGUCCCCAGCUGGUCCAGCCUUGGGGUCCAGAUAUCCCCUUAGUCAUUAGUUCAAGGUCCACACAGUUUAAUACAUUGAGCGUCAUACUUGCGUUUGGCCAUGGCCAUGUCGUGGAACUAGUUUGCUGUCUCUGUCAAGGAGUUGUCCCUUAGUCACUUGCUCCACAACAGAAAACAGCACUUCAAGGUAAAAGCUUUGUGCUGGAAAUUCACUGUACUUAAAAAUAAAGUGUGAUUUUUACAAAUUUGACACGUUUGCGAGUCACUUGUGGUCCAUUCAGAACGGACUUGCGACCCCCCAGUUGGGAACCACUGCUAGAGACAAACUUCUCCCAACCGCGUGCAACAUUAGCUAAAGUUAGCUUAAAAAUGGUCCGCUAGCAUCAACAAACAACUGGCACCCACCACAUAUACUCCGUUUCUGUGAUAUAAACUUUGCAGCAGCAGCUCGGAGACAGACUUUAAUUCACGGCUGAGGUUUGCGCUGGCUGAGGGUCCAUCUGCUGAGCUGCCGUCUGCUCUCCCCCCAGUGAUGUUGGGAGCGUUCGUAAAGCGUUUGUCCAAUUUGAUGUCAUUUGAAGUAACGGAGUGUUUUAUUUCCACAUGAAUUAAAAAACGGUUAAAUAUUAAUCACACAUUCACUCUGUGCGGCGCUCUGCUGCUUGAGGAGUGUAGUGUCCGAAUAACAGAUCGAUACAUUCCCACAGCGCUCCAAAUUUAUGAACGGUCCAGUUGGUGCCAGAGUGCGCUCUGAGCAGCGGGGUGCGCUGGCAAAUUCUUGUCUCAUUUUUGGACUGAUGAACAGUAAAUUCGUUAAAUUCAGUGCCCCUUUGUGUUAAAAAAAAAUAUGACAUGAAAUAUUGUGAUUGUGUGGUUUAAGCUGGCUGAUGCUAACUCAUGCUACCAUCCAUGCUAACACAGAAGAAUUGCUUGGUAGCUAAAGUAUCAAAAUACUGUAUUCAGUGGACAUUAGCUAUUUCAUCCGGACUCCUGGGAGUGGUUAGAAAAUUAGUUUAUCAGCUAAUUUUAGGAAACAAUCAAUGCCAGGUCCAUGCAGCGUAGUUAGGUUACAGCUAGCUGCGCUGCCAACAAGCUAACAAGAUUAGAGAGCUAGCUGUAAAGCUACGCUGCAUGGUUUCCUUGAUUAAUGGAAUAGUUAAAUGAUUUAUAUUGAUUAAUUGUUGCUGCUCUAAUUGGGAUAGGGCUCAUAUUAUUCUCAUCUUUCAAUUUGAUUGUUUUUCCUUAAUGUGGAAACAAGAAAACCACGACUGCAAUCAAGAAUGUGCUGCUUAUACAACAACGCUGCCUUUUAGAAGCUACUGACACACAUCUCCUUACAAACCUUUCUUUAGGGAUUUAAGUCACGCCCUUAAAAUAAGCCUUAAACAGCCUCAGAGGUGUCGGGACACUGGUGUAAAGAUCAAUUUUCAGUUUUUCUCUUAAGUCCACAGAUGAAUGUUUUUGUUUAAUAAUUGUGAAAAUAAUCAUUUAGGCCUAAUUAAUAACAAAGUUCACAAACAGACCCACCAGAAUCAUUUUCUCAUCAUGGUCUAAAUAGAAGCAUUAACUGUUCAUUAUUGUGAACUGUUUUUUAAUAUAAAAUGAAAAUAAGAGCUCACUGUACAAUUACAUAGAAAUGUUAUCUGUGCAACACAAACACAAGUCUGUUCAGUUGUUUUUUAAACCACUCAUCUGUCUGAGCAGAACUUCAGUGAUGGCCAUUUUGAUACCAAUGAGUGAAGUGAUGAUAUUUAUUUAUUUUGCUGCACUAAAAACUUUGCAAAGAGAUUUAAUUUGUUUUCUUUGAUUAUUUUUAUUUUAGAUAAAGGCAAAGCUCUUCUGUUGUUUUUGAUACUGUAUAUAUUUGUGUUUUGUUUUGUUACAGAUAUUAAAAAUAAAAGGUUUGAAAGGGGCGAUGUUAAAUUUUAUGAAUGAGUGAACAUGUCAUAAAUAAUGGUUAUUAAA